Cladocopium goreaui is the source of this 2519-nucleotide messenger RNA. The record is from the annotation of a GenBank genome assembly. NCBI's taxonomy places the organism in Eukaryota, Dinophyceae, Suessiales, Symbiodiniaceae.
GUGUGGCUGUGCUUCUGCUGUUCUUCUGCGCCCUCCUAGUGUCAACACUGGGAUUGAAUUUUGACCUGGCAAUUUCUGACCUUGCUCAGGGAGACUUCCACCAAAGUCUUGUGGAUCUCACUUCUGCUCUGCAGAAAAUCUGGGUUGAUUACUUUCUCCGUGCGCUGGAGCAACUCUUUGUACAGUUUCCAUUGCUGUGUACAUUUGUCUUGAGCCACUGGCCAUGGGCACUUCUCGUCCUUCUGGUCCUUCUGGUGUUUUUUGGGCUUCCUCUACUUGUCGGCAUGUGGGCGCCCAUGAAGACCGGGUGCACCAUGAUUCAGGCCAUGGAGACAAGUUUCACGAAAUUGACCCACAUGUCUGUCCAUGUCGUCUUGCCAGUCGCGCUUUUCUAUGGUGACUUGGUCAGUGAUGCCUUGGUCAUGAGCAAAUUCUGGCAAGCUCAGCACUAUCAAUAUUUCACGCUUAAUGCCUUGGCUAUUCUGGCUGGACUGGUGACCACAAGUGUGAUAGGAUCUGCAGGUAUGGGCAGUGCAAGCGAGGCAUUGCAGCCUAUAAGGGGCUGCAUGGCCGUGCUAACAUUUCUGCAUGUCAUACCAUUGUAUUGCUUCUUCUUCGCAUUUUGGCAAUUCGCAGAUGCAAAAUUUGCCACAUACAAGUCUGAUGCCUUUGACCGCCGGCUGAGAGAUAAAGGUCUCACCGCAUUGAUGGCUUCCUCAAUCAUUGGUGAGACAUUUGGGGAAGCAAUGCUGAGUUCGUUUGUGCAGCUGUACGCGGCACUUCGUCACGGACCACUGCAGUGGCCAUCGCUCUUGGCAUGUUCUGUUCUGCUGAGUCUGAUCUCACUUGGUGAGUCCUUCUCCAAGAUCGAUAAGUUCGGUCAUGUAAGUCGUUAUCGACAGGGGCAGGCCGUUGUGGUCGGCUUAGCCAAGCCGCAGUCCGUGGCGUAUGCCGCCCUAUUGCUCUACAGAUGGCUGGCGGUCUGCAGCCGAUUGCUACUUUUCCCGGUGUUUCAGCUGGCAUUGCAUGAGGACUGGCUAUUUCUGCUCCUUGUUUUUGAACUUCAGCUUUGGCAUGUUGCUUACGGGGGCUCCCUUCUAUGGAUCGCUGAUUGCAUUCUCCAAGCAGGUCUGGUGUUUUACUGCACCGAGAAUCGCUGGAAACUCUUCUUUGCGAUUCCCAAUACGCUCAGCUCGUUCGAGCCACUGCUUUUGAGCGGGGAAGGUGCUUUGCUUUCUGUGAAUGUGGAGUUGCAUGCACUUCUCCAUUGUGCCGAGUCGGUGGCUGCGAUCUGGAUGGCCAACGCAUUUGGGAGUGGAGUCCCGGCAUUGUGGGAAGAACACGGCUUUGCCCUCCGACUGUUCCUUGCCUCUAGUGUGAUUCAAUGGCCUUUACUCCUGAUCCUGCGCUGCUUCUGUUCCCACCAACUUCCAAGCCAUGAUUUCGUGGCUGUGACGAAAAUUUGCCUUUCUGAAGAAGCAGAAAGCAUGUGCGACUCUUGUGACGCAAAGAUCCCGUUGUAUGUGGCAGCAACUGUUCCCUUCACGAUGAAAAGUGUCUGUGAUGUGGCAAAGUUGGUUGAUCUCAUGAUGAAGGGCCAGGCAUCGGCACAGGUGGCAGCCCAAACCUGUGACCUCAUCAAGCGCCAUGUCCUUCCAAAGAAGAGCUCCGAACUCCCUGCAAAUGUGACGGCCGCCAGCUGUAUGCAAGCUGUCUUGUGCGCCAUGGAUGCACACUUGUCCAGCCCGGAAGUGCAGGAACAAGCCGUGUGGUGCUUGAAGAACUUGGCGUUGAACCGACCGGAAAACGAAGAGACAUUGAUGACGCUGGGAGGCGCUGAGGCCAUUUUGAGGGCCAUGACGGAGAACUGCAGCAAUGAAGCGGUGCAAAAGGAAGGCUGCGUGGCGUUGGCUAAAUUGACCACGGAACACCAGAACGUCUUGAAGUUUCUGAGUCUUGGAGCAGGUGAGGCCGUUUUGAAGGCCCUGCGAAACUACACAACCAGCACUGGUGUGCAAUGGUGGGCUUUUCAAGCCUUGGGAAACUUGGCGGAGACCAGCGGGGGAAGAGCCAAGUUGCGUGAUCUCCUGGCUGCUGACGUCAUCAACGCUGCAAUGAGCAGCUGCAACUCUGAGAUCCAAGAGAAAGGCCAACAGCUUCUUGAAAAGUUGGGGCAGGUUGGCCACACAGGACCAUGAGUUGUGACAUUGUCUUGCUGUGCAGAAGCUUCUGCAGUGUGCAAAGAUAGGUGUUGAGCUUCCAUGGUGCUGAAAUCUGCUGGAGCUGAUGUUUGACAACUGGACCGAGGAACUUUGCGGGGCAGAACUUUGACCGUUUCAGGAGCAUCCUGCCCCGCAAAGGUUUCUCCGCCUGAAGGAUGUGGGAUCUGGCAAGGUCGAGAAGAAGAAUUCCGGAUCGUGUUUUUCGGAUCAGUGCAAAGGCCCAUGGCCACUUCCACGCCUCCGUCUCUUCAGCUUGAGCGCCCGAGUCGUCAAAAAGUCUUCAGACCGGAAAAAAAU